AUGUCCUCCCCACAAACUCGACCGACGUGUUCACGCUGUUCUCGCUGUUUUACGAAAACAUCGUCUUUAACGAGACACCGCAAGCGCUGCCUCCAAAAUAUCAAGGGGCCAUCAAGGCGGAAAUCAUGCGUUGCUUGUGCAGGCUCCAAGCUGCGUUGUGAUUUGCAGCGACCAAGUUGUAGUCGAUGUCUAGAGCGUACUUUGGUCUGUGAAUAUGCGUCAAGAGAUGGCACGGCGAUAGCGCCAUCAUUGGCGGCAGUGACGGCCGGAGGGUCUAUUCUUCACGAUCAAUCACCAGACGACCAGUCUCUCAGGUAUAAUGAAGCUGUAAAUGCAUCAACUGUUUCCUCAGCACAGAAAACCACAUCAUCUAUAGAAUCCAUUGGCAGCAGUACACUGCCAGAAAGCGACGAUCCCCUCUCACUGGUUGAUUGCGGAGCAGAAUCUACGCCUCCCUCCCAGGCAGACACCUCGCGAGAAAAUGUAUCACGAGGCAGCGUGUCGGAUCGGGAUGGCACGUUUGAUUCCAUGACUGCAGCGCCUGAAAUUGGCCGCGGGGUAUUUGAAGAGAGUGGGAUUGACAAUCCGGAAAUGAUUGCGCCUGAAUUGAUAAUAUCCAGCUACAGGCGCCAGAUUCUACUUGGUGCAGCACGAGACACUCCGAAUACCGAUCCCGUCGCUAGACAUACGAUGCAUUUCGUGAUCCGGGUCCUUAAAUCCUGGCCACGAAUGAUGGCUACACAUCACACCAGCCAUCUUCCGCCCAUUAUUCACAGGCUCCAGUUGGCAGAUGGCAUACCAAUUCCUCUGGCUUAUUGCUACACAUUGGCGAAGAUGUGGAUCACGCACUCGGAGGGGAGUCGUGAUUUAGUGCAAAAAACGAUACACGAUGAAGUUCGAAGGCUGCUUCGGGACUACAACACUUACAAUGUAAUGGAGCUUCUUGCAGCCGCACAGUCCAUGCUCAUUCUCCUCAUCAUCCUCUUUUUCGGCAUUGGACCCUCACCGGCACUGGCCCAUCCGAUUGACGCGCAACUGCUGAUAGACAUGUGGAACGUCAAACGCAGCUUGGCCAGCACGGGUUUGUUCCUAGAACAAGAAUCAAAUCACACCCUGCCAUCCUGGAAAGAAUGGGCAAUUGUCUCCGCCAAGCGCCGCACGAUUCUCGGCCUCCAUCAUCUCGAGUGGGCAUGGUCGCUUCGAUACGGAUAUCCCAUCCUCACGUGCUUUGAGCUGGGGCCAUUUCCUGCUCCUGCUGCCAGAUAUCUCUGGCAGAACGCCCAUGAGAAGGAGUGGCAGUGUCUUUAUAAAGACUGGCUCAGGCAGUGGGCUGAUGGGAGUUACAAAAUGAUGGAAUUGUUUCGAGUCAAUGCUGGCAAGGAAAGUGAUGCUCUGGAUCCUAGAAGUGAGCUGUGGCUAGCAGAAGCAGACGAGUUUGGCGUGAUGCUGAUGGCGGAAACCAAUGGCAUUGGUGUUCAGUACUAG
Trichoderma gamsii is the source of this 1485-nucleotide messenger RNA. RefSeq lists its product as hypothetical. Gene Ontology annotation, molecular function: zinc ion binding; DNA-binding transcription factor activity, RNA polymerase II-specific. The coding region runs from base 1 to 1485 and encodes 494 amino acids. Gene Ontology annotation, biological process: regulation of DNA-templated transcription. The transcript has 4 exons. The record is from RefSeq and is a predicted model, not a curated record. NCBI's taxonomy places the organism in Eukaryota, Fungi, Ascomycota, Sordariomycetes, Hypocreales, Hypocreaceae.